AUGAUUCAACGCCUAUUCGCUCGGCACUGUUGUGCCCUUCUUGCGCUUUCAAGUCGCACACUAACUCAAUCAUCUAAAAAUCCCUUUGGGGGCCUCGCGUCGAACCAAACGAGCUUGGCUAACGCAGAUGCCCAUGCAGGUGUCUCUGACACGUUCAACGUAGCUUUACAUGAUCCAUCAGUAGCACUCAGCACCCCGGGGACAGAGAUCGGCAUAAAUUGCCCGGCGGGAGUAAGAUGGAAUGAACAAUACGCACGAAACCUAACGAUGAAAGGCCCAACGGACGAAGAAACAGAACAAGCAUGGAUUUGUUCUUACCUGGCCCGACACCCCGACCAGACACUUUGGGAAUUAUUUACCACCACGCUUGAUCAAGACUUAGAAAAAUGGAAACAUGGCCCAAACCCAGCGGAGAAAGCGGCAGACGGUGUUGUUCACUUUACGGCGGAAGUUCUCAAAGAUCUUAUUGAGAUGAUGUGGGCCGCCUUCAAGUGGAUCGUGAAGUUUCCUUUUGAAUACAAAAAGGAAUGGAAGCAAGUCAAAGACCUGGGUGCCGAGUUGUGGGAUGGGAGCAAAAUAGCAGCGCAUCUUUUUUACGAAAGCCCAAUAAAUGGACUCAAAGCCAUCACUGGUGGAUUAUUUUUACAUCUCUUGUUGCAUCCGGAGGAAUUUACAGCGGAGUCAAUCCUGCUAGUUACUGCUGGAUUCAAAGUGAUUCAUCUUUUAAUUGAUGGCGUUGAGGCGAUUGCCGGUAGCUUACCACCAAUAGUGGGCAAUACAUUGAUGAGUGUUCUAUGGUUCAUCCAUUCGUUGGACGAUCCGCUUUUGAUCCUCACACCAAUUUUCACGAACACGGCACAAGCUCUCCAAGCGGGGAAAGGGACUCUAUUAUUGGAUGGAUCAAGUGAAGACGAGGGUGGAUUUACGUCGGACGAUGGAAGUAAAUUAGUCACUCUACCCGCCAGCACAAUUAUCCCAGCCUCAAAACAAUGCCCACUCUUACCACCGGAUCUGGGCGCGCCACCCUUAACAUUUGGUAACUUAUGUCUAAGCCCAGACACGUCCAAAGUUCGAGAAAUCAUCUUUGGUACUUCAAAGCCAUCCCACGAGUUUACUGGUGAAGAACGAAUAGAAGCCUUCAACCACGUCCAAAAGUUCUGGUGUUGCUACGGCGAUAAUGGAACCAAUAAAAUUCCCCUUCCCGAGGCAAUCUUGCAGGGUGUUCCGGGUAGAGAGCAGUGGGAAGGUAAAACAUUCUGGAAAUCUGUUGAUAUUGAUUGCCAAAAAAUCCUCAACGAAAACCCCAGACCUUCCAGUGGUAGAUUAACUAUUGCAUUGUAA
Molecule: messenger RNA, 1341 nt
Organism: Puccinia triticina
Lineage: Eukaryota; Fungi; Basidiomycota; Pucciniomycetes; Pucciniales; Pucciniaceae
Exons: 5
Coding region: 1-1341 (446 amino acids)
Source: RefSeq, a predicted model, not a curated record